UUUUUAUAUCCACAGACUGGGGAGAAGGCAGAGGUAAUACUGAAAGAAGGUGCUGCAUAGGUCGUCUAUGAGUAGGCCUAUGCUACUGGCUUGCAUUAGAAUUCAUAGCACCAUCUAGCAACCGAGGGUGGCAGUAGAACCCACUUACCACCAGACGGAAUUUUCGUAAACACAAAAGAAGAAGAGGCUCAACUCGUCUUCAAGAUGGCGACUCCCUAUGUGACAGAUGAAUCGGGCAAAUACAUUGCUGCCACGCAGAGGCCGGACGGUACCUGGCGAAAACCUCGGAAGGUGAAGGAUGGAUACGUCCCCCAGGAAGAAGUCCCAGUGUACGAGAACAAGUAUGUGAAGUUCUUCAAAAGCAAGCCAGACCUCCCUCCUGGCAUGAGCGCUGAGGAUGCGCAACCGACCAAGCAGCAGCAGCAGCAACAGCAGGCAGCCAAAGGACAGGGGGAUGCCGACGGGGGCAUGUCCAAGAAUGCCAAGCGCAACAUGAAACGCCGGGAGAAGCGUAAGCAGCAACAGCAGCAAGGAGGAGAACCAGGAGAAGGAGGAGAGCAGGACGUGGAAGAGAUCACAGACGGAACGGAGAACCUUCAGAUUGCCACAGAGAACACUACCAGCGCCACCACCACCACCAGCAGCAGCAGCAACAGUAGCAACGCCGAAAGUGCAGCCGCAGAGAAAGCCAAGAAGGUGAAGAACCUGAAGAAGAAGCUGAGGCAGAUCGAGGAGCUUCAGCAGAAGGUGGAUUCAGGGGAGAUCAAGACCAUUAGCCAGGAGCAGAAGGAGAAGCUGGGACGGGCGGACGCCCUACGCAAGGAACUCCAGCAGCUGGAAGACUCGUAAAAAAAGUUCUCCAAAAAGGGAUGAUGUGAUGGUGGGGGACACAGGUAAGGGGGUGUAUGUAUUGUGUGUGAAUAUGAUGUGAAACUGGUGGGACUUUGGGUGGAGUAUUAUGGACCUCUGACCACAUUGUUAAAACUCAAAAACACCAGUUGUACACACGCAAGAAGCUCCACUGCUGUGCCCCCCUCCUGUAACGUUUCUGCUCAUCCAUCUGAACAAUUUGCCCUGGGAUGUGUGAGCCAAGCAGAGCCCUGUCCCAUGUACUGACUGUGUCACCAUGCAGCUAUAUGACCUCCUCAACCCCACCUUACCAUCCCAUGGCUACUGAACAUUUCCAUAUAUUUUUUUUCCAUUUUAAAAUGGCUGUAGAAAUGUUUACCACUUCAGACCUUUUCGCAAUGUAGAUAAAAGUGGCUGUGAUAUAUUGGACUGGGCCAUACCAGGUAAUCUAUUUUAUCCUCCAACCAACUUUAUUCCAUAUUGUGCUUUUUUAAAAACCCUUAGUAGAAAAAAAAAUGACAAACCCACACAUGCUGUAGAUGGUUUGGUACAUUUAUAUACUGUAUACGCUGAUAUGUAGAAAUGACAGUGUCAGAUAUCGAUCUGCAACUGGACCCUCGUUUCAGAGAUAGGCAUAGAAAUGUCCUCCUUCUGUCGUUGUCCAUCAGCUGGUGUAAUACCUGUAUUGUUUGAUAUAAAAGUGAUCAAUUAAAAAUGUCUUUACAUGCGUUUAGUUUAAUAGUGAACUACAUUUUUGGUGAGCUUAUUUUAUUAUGUCUGAAUGAAAUAAAAACUGAACCCAUACAGCA
Engraulis encrasicolus (European anchovy) is the source of this 1658-nucleotide messenger RNA. RefSeq names its product PYM homolog 1, exon junction complex associated factor (gene pym1). Gene Ontology annotation, biological process: exon-exon junction complex disassembly. The transcript is spliced from 4 exons. Gene Ontology annotation, cellular component: exon-exon junction complex; cytoplasm. The coding region runs from base 205 to 849 and encodes 214 amino acids. Lineage: Eukaryota; Metazoa; Chordata; Actinopteri; Clupeiformes; Engraulidae. Gene Ontology annotation, molecular function: RNA binding. The record is from RefSeq and is a predicted model, not a curated record.